AUGCUGUCCGCAUUCACCGCCCGACCCAUCGUCGAGCUCAAGCAGCGCGACAAGUCUAAGAUCGAGUCCAUCCUCGCAUAUGGCGACCGCGUACUCGUAGGCUUGAACACUGGUUCCCUGCGUAUCUACCGUGUAAACGACCAGAUUGAGGAUGUAGAAGCCGACCGCAAGCAGAACGGCGACCAGAACGGUGAAAGCGAACCUGCGCCUCCAAAAGCCAGACCCGCCGACCUCCUACGCGAAGAGGAGAAGUUCUCACGACGGCCGAUACAGCAGUUGGCGAUUAUCAAGGAAGCGAAUAUUCUUGUCUCGCUCUCGGACAACUAUGUCUCGAUCCACGACAUACAAACAUACCAAUUGCAGGAGAAGCUAGAGAAGACACGGGGUGCGACUACGUUUGCGGCGGCAAGCAACAUCGUCAAGGAUCCUUCGACUGGCAUACCAUCUAUCGUGAGCCAUCUGGCAGUGGCGGUGAAGCGGAAGAUCAUACUGUGGACAUGGCAGGAUAUGGAGUUGACGGGCGACGCGGUGGAGAUGUCGCUCAUUGCUUCCGUCAAGAGCCUGACAUGGGCGACAGGGACGAAGAUUGUCGCUGGCAUGGAUCCAGGCUUCGUCAUGGUCAACAUAGAGACACAGGAGGUUCAGGAUAUAAUCAAGCCGGGCGCGUUGGCAGAGAAUGGAGGUCAGGGCGGAGCACGCUUCGGCGCCGUCUCAUCAUCAGGCAUGGGAUACAUGGGCAUGGGUAGCUGGGUGCCCAAACCUCUCGCGACACGACUCGGAGAGGGCGAGAUGCUGCUGGCCAAGGAUGUGAACAGCCUGUUCAUCGAUACGGACGGAAAUGCCCUCGAGAAGCGACAAGUACCCUGGCAAUCUGCCCCGGAGACCAUCGCCUAUUCGUAUCCGUAUAUGCUCACGCUGCUGCCACCUUCAAAGGGUAGUCUGGAAGUCAGAAAUCCAGACACUCUGAGCUUGUUGCAGAUGAUCUCACUACCAAACGUUAGCUUCCUCCAUGUACCACAGCCGAACAUUAGCUUGGCCCACGCCGGGAAGGGCUUCUUAGUCGCGAGCGAUCGAUCAAUAUGGCGGAUGGGAGCACAGAGCUACGAGACACAGAUCGAUGAGCUGGUCGCCAAUGGGCGCUACGAUGAGUCGCUGAGUCUUCUUCAUAUGCUGGAAGAUACUCUGCUUCUUGAUAAGGAGGAGAGGGUACGUGAGAUACAGAUACUAAAGGCUCAAGCCUUGUUCGACCAAAAGAAGUACCGUGAGGCAAUGGAAUUGUUCGUUGAUGCAAAGGCUCCGCCUGAGCGUGUCAUCGCAAUGUACCCCAGGUCCAUCGCUGGUAACCUAGCUCCAGAAGAGAGCGUAAAGGGCGAUGGAAGCGUAGCGGAUGAUGAAGAGACGAACGGCGAGAAGCCAGCGAAAGAACAGGAAGAAAGCACACCUGCGCCUGUGGCGGCCAUUGGACGAUCAAUGAUGGGUCGUUUCGGCGUCGGAGGACACAAGAAGGUCGAUUCAGACGCAGCCUCUAUCCGUACCAACUCUGCUAAAGACGACACUAUGGAAACAGCCAGCAUUCGUAAGCGCCCAACCGACCCCUCCCAACCAGAAAAAACCGCCGCUGCAGAAAAGGAAUUCAAAGAUUCGGUCCGCGCUCUCCAAUCUUUCCUAACCCAAUGCCGCGUCCAAAUCAAACGCUACAUCGACACCGACGGCAAUCUCAAGGAACCUCUCCCUACACCCAGCGGCAGCCAACUCGAAGCUGAAAAACCACCUUUCCACAUCUUCAUCGAAGAGUCUUCACUCCAGUCUCCCGUGGAUUGGAAAGCCAAGCUUCUCGACGUCGCACAACUCGUCGACACGACGCUCUUCCGCGCAUACAUGAUUGCGAAUCCCAGUGUCGCAGGCUCCUUGUUCCGCCUCCCUAAUUUCUGCGAACCAGACGUUGUGCAGGAGAAGCUGUACGAAACAGGUCGGUAUGCUGAUCUGAUUGAUUUCUUACACGGCAAGAAACUACAUCGCCAGGCUCUGGAGUUGCUGGAGAAGUUUGGUAAGAAUGAGGCGGAUGAAGAGGUCAGUCCUGCGUUGCAAGGGCCGCAAAGGACAGUGGGGUAUCUACAGGCGCUGCCGCCGGAGCUUAUUGAUCUCAUCCUCGAGUAUGCUGAGUGGCCGUUACGCGAGGAUCCGAAGUUGGGCAUGGAAGUCUUCCUUGCUGAUACGGAGAAUGCGGAGACGCUGCCUCGGGACCGUGUUCUCGACUUUUUGCAGAACAUUGAUAUUAAACUUGCGGUUCGGUACUUGGAGCACAUCAUUGAGGAGCUCAAUGAUCUCAACGUGGAUUUCCACCAGAGGCUUGUCGAUCUGCUACUUGAGAGACUCAAGAGUGGGGACUUCAAGGAUGAGGAGGAGAAGGCGGAUUGGAAGGAACGAUUAGAGGUUUUCUUGAAGAAGGGGAAUGCGCAGUAUAAUCGGUAUAGGGUGUUUCAGCAGUUGCCUGGGAACGAUCCAGAUUACUACGAAGCGAGAGCUAUUGUGUUGAGCAAAAUGGGAUCGCAUAAGCAAGCGCUGGCAAUCUACGUCUUCCAGCUAAAGGACUACCAUAAAGCCGAGGAAUACUGCAACCAAGUGUACACCGCACCCCCAACGAUCCCCACCUCACCCAACUUAUCCCAAUCGCAAUCCCCCCCAGCGACAAGAGGCUCAAUCGAAGACACCGAGUUAUCCAUCUACCACGUCCUCCUAUCCCUCUACCUGCAACCCCCACCCCCGCACCAACCCAACUGGCCCCCCGCUCUCGAUUUGCUGAGCAAACACGGUGCCCGUCUCCCCGCCGCUACGACGCUCGAUCUCAUCCCCCGUCUCUCCCAGUCAAAGACCUAG
Messenger RNA from Alternaria atra, 2877 nucleotides. RefSeq lists its product as uncharacterized. Gene Ontology annotation, molecular function: protein binding. Gene Ontology annotation, biological process: endosomal vesicle fusion; intracellular protein transport; autophagy. The transcript has 4 exons. Gene Ontology annotation, cellular component: fungal-type vacuole membrane; cytoplasm. The coding region runs from base 1 to 2877 and encodes 958 amino acids. Lineage: Eukaryota; Fungi; Ascomycota; Dothideomycetes; Pleosporales; Pleosporaceae. The record is from RefSeq and is a predicted model, not a curated record.